Molecule: messenger RNA, 1403 nt
Organism: Perca fluviatilis (European perch)
Lineage: Eukaryota; Metazoa; Chordata; Actinopteri; Perciformes; Percidae
Gene: bag2
Product: BCL2 associated athanogene 2
Exons: 3
Coding region: 193-819 (208 amino acids)
Biological process (GO): protein stabilization
Molecular function (GO): protein-folding chaperone binding; adenyl-nucleotide exchange factor activity
Source: RefSeq, a predicted model, not a curated record
CCACGGACCCGACAUUGGCAAACACUGUUACAUUCUCGGGAACCUUCUGUGAGGACUGAGCUAAAGGAAGUUGCAGUCCAUGUUAGGAAAUGUUCUCCCUGGGGCGCUGCUGCAGUCAGCUGGACAGCUUAGUUGAUCGCACACAGGAUUUCUCUCCGGGACGGAUCAUAAUAAUCAGCAUAAUUCACAAUCAUGGCUCAAGCUAAAAUACAGGCGAAAACCAACGAAGCUACGUGCAGCAAGUUCAGCAGGACGCUGUCCAUGGCAGAUCGCUCCGGACAACUCCUGGAAAGUUUGGAUCAGCUGGAAAUGAGGGUGGAGACUUUACGCGAAACAGCAUCGGCCAUGGAGCAUGAAAGGGAGUGCAUCCUGGAAAUGAUCCAGUCCGUACAGAACGGCCAGGAACUGCGAAACAUCUGUCCUGGGGAGAGAGAAGAGUUAAGUUUAACUGCAAACCGUCUAAUGGGCCGGACGCUGUCUGUGGAGAUCAGGGUUGGCACAAUCAGAAACUCCCAGCAGGAGGAGGCGCUGCACAAGGCCACAUCUGUAAUCGAUGAAAUAGUGAAAAAGUUGCUGGAUGACAUGGACAGUGGGCGGCAGCAGCUGCGGGCCCUGCACGCGGCCUGUGUAACCGAGGCCCCGCCCGUCCCCAUCGACCAGAAGUUUCAGGCCAUAGUCAUCAGCUGUGCUCUGGAGGACCAGAAGAACAUCAAGCGGAGGCUGGAGACUUUGUUGAGGAAUGUUGAAAAUGCUGAAAAGAACAUUAAGAUUAUGGAUCACCAAAAACUGGAGGGCCCAAAAGCGAACGGCUGUCAAUAAGACCCGUCACCCAAACACGAAAUGUCUUUAAUGCCACUAACCUCAGCAAGAACUGUCGGAAUCCUGUACUAACUUUAGGAGGGACUCUGUAUGUAGCAGCAAGACCAGUCUCUAUGGGAAGAUUACAAUGAUGCUGACCCUUAGGGCCAAGAAUACAAUAAAGCACAACAGAAGAAUUAUUGCAGUGACUUUUGGUGGAUAAUCAAGUUUUACCUUCAAAUUGUUGUAAUUUACACCGACUUACUUAAUAUGGAUUGCUAAUGUAGAUACAGAGUACACGUGCAUGUGUUCACAUAUGCACUUCAGACAGAAAAAGAUUCAGUGGUGUAGUGCUGCUCCCUUGGAUGUUUGGUCACAGUUUAUUGUUAAAUCCAGUUCUUGACUAAUCUAUUGAUGAAGUAUCUUUUUUUCUGAUAGCCUCACCUUUUAAAUCAGACACUUGGUAAUGAUUUUAGAUGUGUAUACACUACCUCCUUGUGUGAAGGCAACACCAAUCACAUUAAGCUGUGGAUUUUAGUUAAUUUUUGCACAAAUCAGUUUUGAUGUCAGAUUGUCAGCAUAAAUAAAAACACAUUAUCUAAUAA